Molecule: messenger RNA, 1621 nt
Organism: Eufriesea mexicana
Lineage: Eukaryota; Metazoa; Arthropoda; Insecta; Hymenoptera; Apidae
Product: solute carrier family 35 member F5
Exons: 9
Coding region: 179-1615 (478 amino acids)
Cellular component (GO): membrane
Source: RefSeq, a predicted model, not a curated record
UGUCAUUUGAGUGUUUAAAUAAGGAGCAUAGAGUACUCAUGAUUUCAUGAUAUCAAAAUGUAGAAGAAUCGCUUGAAUAUAAAUUAGUCAUCGAUGCUACAAAAUUAAAGGUUAUCUUUAAUUGGUUUAAUAUCAUCAUGAUGUCAUAAUUAAAAGAAAGAAAGGCACUGGUUGUAUCAUGAGCUGCUCUGUAGAGCUAAGACAGCGUAGACAACAGGGGAUGGCGGAGGAUCCUCAUAAACUCGCAGCAAUGAUGAAUAAAUCUCAGAGACUUGUAUUGGGAUUAUUAGUUUUAUUAUUAGUUGAUAUCAUUUGGGUUUCUAGUUCUGAACUUACUAAAUAUAUUUAUAGAGAAGCAGCAUUUGAAAAGCCAUUUUUUAGUACAUAUGUAAAAACAUCAAUGUUUACAUUCUAUUUACUUGGUUUAUGCUUUUGGCCUCCAUGGAGGGAUCAAUGCAAUAAACCAGCAACAUAUAUGUUUGUAGAUCCUAAUGUGGAAGAUGAUAAUUUUUACUCUGAAGCUAAUACAAGUUUGAGUGACCCAACAUUUGUCCCAAUUAAAACACCAGACCACUGUGAUCGUUCUUCAGGCACAGAAAGUGAUGAUUCAUCAAUACGCUCAGUAAGAUUUAGUAAAUUAGCAGAAGUUCGUCAUAUGUCAGAAAGUGAUGCCACAGAAGCAUUAUUGGCACGACUUAGUUAUCAGGCAAGCUUGAGAGCUGGGGAACAUGCAAGACGACAAGCCAAUAAGUUUUCUGUCCAAAAAGUUGCCAAGAUUGCACUUAUGUUUUGCUUACUUUGGUUCAUGGCAAAUUAUACUUAUCAAAUAUCAUUAGCAAAAACUGAAGCAGGAGUUGUGACUGUAUUAACAUCAACUUCUAGUUUAUUCACUCUAUUUCUUGCUGCCUUUUUUCCCAGUAAUGGUGGAGAUAAAUUUACAUUGUCUAAGCUAGUUGCUGUCUCUGUCAGCAUUCUUGGUCUAGUUCUGGUUGGUUUUUCAGACUUAACUAUAAAAAGUAGUAGGAUACCAACAGGCAUAAUAUUGGCUCUAGUCAGUGCAUUUUUUUAUGCAGCUUAUAUUGUAUUUCUAAAGAGGAAAGUAGAUCACGAGGAUAAAAUGGAUAUUCCAAUGUUCUUUGGCUUUGUUGGACUUUUUAAUUUAAUACUUCUAUGGCCUGUGUUUUUUAUUCUACAUUAUGGUCAUUGGGAAGAAUUCGAAUGGCCAGAUACUCAUCAGUGGACAUUUUUAAUUAUCAAUGGUUUGAUUGGUACAGUUUUAAGUGAAGUACUUUGGUUAUGGGGUUGUUUUUUAACGUCAUCCCUUAUUGCAACUUUAGCAGUUAGUUUACUUAUGCCAAUGUCAAUGAUUGCUGAUGUGUUAUUAAAAAAGGUUGAAUAUCCAUACAUUUUUUAUCUAGGAACUGUUCCAAUGCUAUUAGCAUUUUUGACUGUGUCCCUUUUAUCCUAUUAUGAUAAUUGGGAUCCAGUCAUGGAUUUAAUAAAAAGAAUUUAUAUUUGGAUUUGUAGGAAAAAUAGAUCAAUAAGAAUACAAGAUCUUGAAGCAGAGCAAACAGAAUCGCUCAUAGGAAUAAAUAGCGGCGAACAUGAAGCUUAACCUGAC